UUGCAGCAUCUCAAACAGCUGCUGCUGGGAGCGUGUCUGGGUGGCACUGCGUUCGUGUCUGGCUCUGGGGCUUCUCAUUGUCAUAGCAGGACAGUGUUUCCAGACUAGGUGAUAGCUCCCUGGAUCCAUCUGAAUGAGCAAAGAAAGAAUGAAAAGAGAAGAUCCUUUUUACUGCCUGGACAGCGCAGAAAGAUAUUGACAUGAAGAAGGACAUCGAGACGUUGAUAGCAGAAGAGCGUGCUGACAUCAUCUCAAAAUAUGACAAGGGCAGACAGGAGGGCGUACACAUUGACCCCUGGGAGGAUGCUGACUACAGUAUCUACAAGGUCACGGACCGUUUCGGCUUCCUGCAUGAAGAGGAGCUGCCGGUCCCGAGCGCGCUGGAGGAGAAGCAAAAACAGCAGGAGAUUGAAAGGGUGGAGAAAUGGCUGAAGAUGGUGAAGAAGUGGGACAAGUACAAGAACAGUGAGAGGAUGCUGCGGAGGGUUUAUAAAGGGAUCCCCCUGCAGCUGAGAGGCCAGGCCUGGUCCCUGCUGCUGGAUGUGGAGAAGGUUAAGAACGACAACGCUGGGAAGUAUGAGAAAAUGAAAGAACAAGCUAGAAACUAUUCCACGGAAAUCAAGCAAAUAGACCUCGAUGUGAACAGGACCUUUCGAAACCACAUAAUGUUCAUGGAUCGCUUUGGAGUGAAGCAGCAGGCCCUGUUCCACGUCCUGGCGGCCUACUCCGUCUAUAACACGGAGGUGAGCUACUGCCAGGGCAUGAGCCAGAUGGCCGCCAUCCUGCUGAUGUUCAUGAACGAGGAGGACGCCUUCUGGGCCCUGUCCCAGCUGCUGACCAAUCAGAGACAUGCCAUGCAUGGGUUCUUCAUUCCCGGGUUUCCCAAACUGCAGCGGUUCCAGGCUCACCAUGACCAGAUCCUCUCCAAACUGAUGCCCAAACUGAAGAAGCAUUUGGACAAGGAGCAGAUGUCCACUGGGAUCUAUUCAACCAAGUGGUUUCUGCAGUGUUUCAUCGAUAGGACGCCCUUCACCCUGACCUUGCGUUUGUGGGACAUCUAUAUCCUGGAAGGAGAGAAGAUCCUCACUGCCAUGGCCUACACCAUCCUCAGACUGCACAAAAAGCGAUUGGUUAAAAUGUGCCUGGAGGACUUGCGGGAGUUCCUGCAGGAGAAGAUCGCACGGUCCCUCACCUGGAAUGACGACGUGGUCAUCGAGCAGCUGCAGGCGUCCAUGUCCGAGCUGCGCAAGAUGAAGCUGGACCUCCCACCUCCAGCGAAGUCGGACGAACUGCCGAAGAAGCCGCUGGGCCUGGAGCGGCCAGUGCUGCUGACGCUGGUGAAGCCGCCCCAGACGGCGCAUUCCCAGGCGGCGACGGGCCACCGCAUCAUCCAGGAGCAGGAGGCCAUCCAGCUCGACGAGAACCCGUCCCCGAACGGCGGGCGGGACGUUGACUCUCCCCGCGGGGAUGGCGGCGGCUCCCCCGCGGCCUCACCCGACCUGGUGCUGAUACACAGCCACGACGCACAGACCCCGCGGGGGGUGCAGCCCGGGAUCCCGACGCCCCCUGCCUCCGACCCCCUCGCCACAACAACGGGGCAGGAGGACGGGGCCGAACUGCAGGGAGGGCGUGAGGACUGCCCUCUCCCACGUGGAGGUGCUGAGGCCGACACCCCGGAAGAUGGGACAGGGGCAGAACCGCUGAGCCUUCCAGAUCUGGCCCCGCCUCCACCUCCCAGCAUGGAGGAGCCUGCUGAAAAGCGUCCCGGCGAGUCCUCUCCCUGCACUUCUGAGCUCUUACCUCAGGGGGGCGCUCCCGUCCCCCAGCACCUACCACAGCCUUUGGACCUCAUCCUGGAGGAUCCCUCCACCCUCAGCAUCCCGCAGAUGCCUAGCAAAUUCCCAAUGACUCUGUCAGUACCCCUGCCGUGCGGGGAGAGGCGGCCCUCCAACAUCUCCCAGUACGACAACCUGUCAGAGGGAGAGGGGGAGGAUGACCCCUGUCUGCACCAGUUGCGGGCGAUAGCCGACGCCCUGCCCCAAAGCCACUCCCCGGAUACAGAGCAGCAGGAUGCUCCCAGCCUUCCAGAACCUCCCGCAGCAGAGCUCCCCCCACCUCCCUCUCCCCCAUCACCUCCCGCGGCCUUCCUUAAACCAAAGCUGAUACCCCUGACCCAGGAGCUGGAGCAGGAGAGUCCUGAUUUGGCGGCAGCCGAGGUGGUCCCGCCCCCGUCUCCGCCCUACGGCGCUGAAGCACCGCCCCCUUUCCAGCCACCAUGUGAACCAGCUGACCAGGAGCACCAGGGCGACCAGCAGCCACUUGUUGAAAGCCACACGGACACUGGUGACCUUUGUUUUCAGGAGGAGGGAGAAGGACGGGGCCACCAGGACCUUUUACACCACCCCCAACCCUUGGACUCCCCAGGACAUGACACAGGGGUGCCUACAGUUCACCACGAUCCAUAUUUUUACCAAUCACACCAGCCCAGCCAACAACUGCCCAAAUCGGUGACAUUUUAGGAUAUGGCCUUGGUGACUGUGCCCUAGCUCUUAUUUCUUAAACCUGUCACAGCAUUUAAGAGCCAAGAACGUACGAACGCUUAACACCAUGUAUUCCUGUGCGCCGUCCGGUUCCUCUGCAGAUGGUAACACCGCGCCUUGACCGGCCUCAGUGCUUCACCGCAUCUCGUCCUCAAGGAGCCCAAGGCCACAAAAUCUCUUCCAGAGAUAAUCACCCGCAGAGAUUCAACAUGCCGAACUGGCAGGAAGUGUGAAGGACAGCCGCCAAUAGGGGGCGACAAACGUCAACAGCCACAGCAGGCAGGCACCCUGGUGCACUGAGACAUUACAUCAUGACAGAGCAGUAAAGCCGGUCUGAGCGGGGCCUUUACAAAAUACUUCAUUUUCUGAUGCAAACUUUACUAUACUGAACAAUUUUGAGGCCUCACCGAGGGUCCGGUCAGAAAACAAAGUGUUUUGACAGACAUGUACAGUUUUCUUAAACACCUUUUCUAAUUACCAUUUCAUAGAUUUAUAGAUAUUGAAAUACUUAUGAUAGCUUUAGUAUCUUUAGGCUAAACUAGUGCCAUGUUCCACAAAUAGUCAUUAGAGGCAGGAAAUGUGUGUGGUCACAAUUCUUACUAGAAAUAAUAUUUUCUGUGUUUUUUUUCCUUUUCUAAGAACAGAUUGUGUCUUAAUUUAUACAGCAGCAUUAAAUUAUUGUAAGAAAAUCCCACCUUAUAAUAGGAAGCAUCAGCCAAGAUUACUUGUCAGUAACAGUACAUACAAAAUCAGUGUCCAGUAAUGUGUGUUUUUUAGUUGUUGGGUAGACUACCACAUUCACUGUUUAAGUGAGCUGGCUCACUGCUUAUGCCAUAACACUCUCAUUAUUGACCCCAGUAUCAACCCUUGCCUGCAUACAAAUUUCUUUUUUAAUGUCUUGUUAAUUCUACAGGCAAGUCAGUUGUGUUUGGGGGGAUGUGAUUCUGGGUUUUAAUCUUUUUUUUGUGAUUGACUUCAGUCACAGAUCUGAUUUUCAGUUGCCUCCUGUUAGGAUGUCAGAGGGAAAGAAGCUUCAGGUUGUUUCUGCUUUCCUGCAAUGUCUGUGAAACUCUGAAAACAUUCUGCAGUGUUGCACGUUAAUAAUGUCAGUAGUUUAAUAGUUCAAUGGCAAAAAUGCAGCAAUAAUGUAGAUAUUCCAUACAGACUGAAGAAAACCGUGCGAUAUAAUCGUGAACACAGAAGCUAUAAUCUGCCUGCAUUUCAGCAAGAUCAAUAGAAGAAAAUUUUGAAAUAGUGCAUGAACUGUAAAUGCACAAAACUCCACCAAAAAAGAAAAUAUUCUCAAAAGUAUAUAAAAUUAGUUACUAGCUGUUGUGUAAUAGAUUUUUUUUACAAAUGAACCCUUGAUAAUCUCCUAAAGGGAGGGGCAUACAAUGAUUAUGACAUCCUUUUUGUGCCAUUUAUAACUCAACAUCACCACCUGGUGGCAAGACUGUAUUUUGCGUUUUGUAAAUUGUCUUCUCCCGUUGAUCAUGACAUUGAAGGUGGGAUUUCAGCUCAGACACUGCCUUUUGAGAAAAAUGAAGUAUCAUGUUUUGUAAUCCAGAGUAUGUUGUUUUCAGAUGAAAACGUGUCUUAAGUGAUAAUGUUCAAGCACAGGCUAAAUUAGAAAUAUACAAGAGCAGAAGCAGACAGCAGUCAGUACGCACACUAGCUCAGGAAAAAUAAACAGCUUUUGUUUUAUGAGGAGUUGAUUAUAUAAAAAGCGCUAUAUGAUCUGAAAAAGAGACAGAGGAAAUGGAAGAGUAUUACUUCCACAUCUAUCAAAUGUACAUUACAUUUGCUUUAUUACAAGCAUCACAAAUACUUCAUUGUGUUACAUGCAGUAUGUUUUUUUUUCCCCCUUUUGUUCUGGUGUUCUGCACUUUUUAGUAUGAAAUGUAACAGCCUGAGAACAUCCAGCUUCUGUGUUGUCUAUUUAAGUGUUGAUGUACAUUCCUUUUUUAAGGAGUCA
This is a messenger RNA of Megalops cyprinoides (Indo-Pacific tarpon), 4515 nucleotides long. Its product is annotated as USP6 N-terminal-like protein. The record is from RefSeq and is a predicted model, not a curated record. The coding region runs from base 201 to 2519 and encodes 772 amino acids. The transcript has 14 exons. Lineage: Eukaryota; Metazoa; Chordata; Actinopteri; Elopiformes; Megalopidae.